Molecule: messenger RNA, 1308 nt
Organism: Rotaria sordida
Lineage: Eukaryota; Metazoa; Rotifera; Eurotatoria; Philodinida; Philodinidae
Source: the annotation of a GenBank genome assembly
AUGAAGCGUCUACUUUCGAAUGAUCUUUCAACAUCACCACCAACGAAAAUAUCUGCUGUCACCUCUAACGAAGAAGAAAUGAAUAAUAAUAAUAAUUCAUAUAAUCUUAAUAAUGGACAUCAAAAUGGUGAUAGCAAUGAAGCCAAAAAAGCACGAAUUGAAAAAAGUCCACCAUCACGUGUUGUUCAUUUAAGAAAUAUUGAUGCAAGUGAAUUAGAAAUCGUUCAAUUUGGUCUUUCAUUUGGUAAAAUUACAAAUGUACUUAAUUUACGAAAAAAAAAUCAAGCAUUUCUUGAAUUUGACAGUAUUGAACAUGCACAAGCAAUGACUGAUUAUUUUUCUUCAAUACCUAUAUUAUUAAAUGGUCGACAAAUAUUUGUACAAUUUUCAAAUCAUCAAGAAUUAAAAACUGAUCCAAAUAAUGCAAAUAAUCAACAAGCACAAGCUGCAUUACAAUCAGCAACAACAUUACAAGAAAUUGGACGAACAGGUGGACAAAAUUGUGUAUUACGUGUUAUUGUUAGUAAUAUGAUUUAUGCAGUUAAUGUUGAUAUAUUUCAUCAAAUCUUUGGUAAAUUUGGUGUUGUUUUAAAAAUCAUUACUUUUACAAAAAAUGAUAAAUUUCAAGGAUUAAUACAAAUGAAAGAUGCAAUAACUGCACAAUCUGCAAAAUUGAAUUUAAAUGGUCAAAAUAUUUAUAAUGGUUGUUGUACAUUACAAAUUGAUUUUUCUAAAUUACAUGCAUUAAAUGUCAAAUAUAAUAAUGAUAAAAGUCGAGAUUAUACAAAUCCAACAUUACCAUCAAGUGAAAAUGCUAAUGAACCUAUUUCAAUUGGUGCAAGAUAUUUAACAGGUAUUCCAAAUGUUUAUGGUUCACCAUUAAUGGCAUUUACUGGAGCUCCAUUGACAACACUUUCAGCGAUAAACAAUGGUGCUAUUCAUUUUCCACCAUCAACAGCAACUGUGUUAAAUGCAAAUCAAUUAGCUCAACAAUAUACAACAGCAAUAGCUUGUUCUAUUCCAAGUGGAACAAAUCCUACUACAACAUUAUUACAAACAACAAAUACAACACAAUCUCCAUUAUCAUUAUCAACAUUACAACAACAUACUCAUCAACAUGGACCAACUACAAGUCCAUAUAUAUUUCUUUCAGGUCCAACAUCAUCAUCUGAUGAGGUAUGUGGAAAUGGUGGUGGUACUAGUGUUGCUACUGGGAAAACUGCAACUCUAUCUUCACCUUCUGCUCUUUAUUUUUACAACAACAACAGUACACCCACCAUGUACUCUGCUGACUUUCUGCGCUUGUGA